Molecule: messenger RNA, 2289 nt
Organism: Gadus macrocephalus (Pacific cod)
Lineage: Eukaryota; Metazoa; Chordata; Actinopteri; Gadiformes; Gadidae
Gene: iqsec1b
Product: IQ motif and Sec7 domain ArfGEF 1b
Exons: 7
Coding region: 275-1342 (355 amino acids)
Source: RefSeq, a predicted model, not a curated record
CCCCCCCCCCCCCCAUCUCUCUCUCUAUCCAUGCUUGACUCCUCAGAUUGGCUCUUUGCACCACGGUCUCGGCUGUGUCCUCUCCUUGCCCCACCGGAGGUUGGUGUGUUAUUGCCGUCUCUUCGAAGUUCCCGACCCCAACAAACCCCAGAAGCUGGGCGUGCACCAGAGAGAGAUCUUCCUCUUCAACGACCUGCUGGUGGUCACAAAGAUCUUCCAGAAGAAGAGGAACUCGGUCACGUACAGCUUCAGGCAGUCCUUCUCCCUCUACGGCAUGCAAGUGAUCAUCUUCGAGAACCAGUAUUAUCCGAACGGGGUGCGGCUGACGUCGGCGGUCCCGGGUGCCGACAUCAAGGUCCUGAUCAACUUCAACGCCCCCAACCCCCAGGACCGCAAGAAGUUCACCGACGACCUGAGGGAGUCCGUGGCCGAGGUCCAGGAGAUGGAGAAGUACCGCAUUGAGUCCGAGCUGGAGAAGCAGAAGGGCGUGGUCCGGCCCAUCAUGGGGUCGCAGGGGUCGGGGGUCAAGAAGGACACCGGGAACGGCCAUCUGAGCCGCGCCAGCCUGGACGACAGCUACGCCAUGGGGGAGGGGCUUAAGCGGAGCGCACUCAGUAGCUCCCUGCGAGACCUGUCGGACGCAGGCAAGCGUGGGCGACGCAGCAGUGCAGGAUCACUAGACAGCAAUAUGGAAGGCUCCAUCAUUAACAGCCCCCACUUGCGGCGGCGCGCAGCCACGCCCGGCCGCGACUGCCCGUCCCGCCACAGCGGCCAGUCGCUGCCCAACUCGUCCUCGCUGCUGGGCACCCUGUUCGGCCCCCGGAGGGCGAAGUCCCCCAGCCCCACCCAGGCCCAGGCCCACCCCACCCUCAUCUCCCACACACUGCACCCCACCAACCUCCACCACACGGCCCGCUCCGAGGCGGACGGCCCGGCCCCCCCGCCCGGCCCGCAGACGCACCCCCACCACGCCCAGUUCUGCCACGUGGGCCAGAACCCCCCGCCCUACCACCACCACCACCACUACCACCCCCCCGCCCUGGUCAAGCACCCGCCGCCCCACCCCCCCUUCCACGCCCCGGCCCCCACGCACCCCCCUCCCCCCCAGCAGCAGCAGCAGCAGCAGCCGUCGACCUCCGCCUACCCGCCUCACCCCUACGAGAGGCAGGGGCACGGCAGCCAUGGGAGUCACCCCCCCCACGGAGCCCCCCACGGCGCCCCCCACGGCCCCCCCCACGGCCCCCCCCACGGCGCCCACCAUCACGGGCCCCCGACGGCGGCCCCGGCUCCGGCGGCCAGCAGCACCAAACCCAAACACAGCGGCAUCAGCACAGUGGUGUGAGGGCCGGAGGACCUCAGGGAGGACUCCGGGAGGUGAACCCGCCCGGUCACGCCGGUCCCGACACAGAACACUCCCUGUGUCUGAUUCUUCUUCCACUUCCUCCUCCUCUGCCGCCGCAGUCAUCGGCGUCGGCGGUUUGUUUCGCGGGAACGGCGGACUCCCUGUGCGCCGCUCCUGUGGUUGCCACGACGACGACGAACUCCCGCCGGAAACAAAAACGGCUGAGCAUGCACAAAAGUAAAAAAGACCACCACUACUGUUUCCCCCUGACGACGGAACCCGAAGUAGCGGCGCGAAGAGGGCCUUCGAUCGGACAUCCUGGGAGACGAGUGAGCGUGCGCUGGUUCCCAACCGACCACGGGGGCGUUUGUCUCGUGCGGGCGCGUUCUGGCUAGGUGAGGCGCCGAGCCCGCCGAAAGCUAACUAUUUUAUCCUAGCCGUAGCUCAAAGUACACACUGUGAUAUCUCUGUAAACAGUCCUAAAUGUGCCAAUAAUGGAAGCAUUUACAAAAAGUUAGUCACAAGAUAUUUUCUCUCUCUGUGUAUAUCGUUGCAUAUAGUAUUUUGUAAAAAUAAUGAUAAUAUUAUCAAUAGUUAUUAUUAUUACUACAGAACAAAUGGCAGUCUAUAUGGCAUCAAUUCAAACUCAGUAUUAUACUCUCUCUAGUGUAGUUGACCUCGUUUCACUAUUAAGAAACCGGUAAAGCUUUGUAGGAAGUUUAGUGGGUCCAAAUGCUCUACGGUUGCCUUCGACAUUAGGACGCCGUGGUGGAGUGGAUUCGGUCACACCUUCCUCUACAGCACUCCGGCAGAGAAUGUUCCGCGCUCUUCCGCUGGUUGAAUGUCUGUUAGCCUAUUGCCCCCCAGCUGUUUUUUUCCAUCAUCGUUUGAUUUGUUUGGAACUAUUUUAUUUUCCUUCGUCCAAUAAAGAAAUGCUCUGUACAUCA